GUUCUUACGAGAUCAUUGACGUUUGUUAUGUUUUUCACGUUAUUUUUUAUUGUGUAUUAACUGUUGUUACAUCAACAGUGAUCAAAAUUAAAAGUUUAUUAAGUAAUGAUAUUUGGCGUACUUUGACAACAAUAUCAAAUUAUAAUUUUAUCAUAACAAAUACUUAUUAAAUCAUGUGUUUAAAUGCGUUUAGUGUUCAAAAUUUAUUUUCAGCUGUGGCUAGGGAACGUUGUUUGGCUAAGUUUAAAAAAUUCAAGAUACAGCAAACGAAUAAAAAAGCAACACAACCAUCGACUUCCGCAGCUGUUUUGAUUCCACUGUGUAACGUAAAUGAUAUUCCAAGUCUUUUGUAUACCGUGCGAGCUGUAAACUUAAAGACGGACAGUGGACAUAUAUCUUUUCCUGGCGGGAAAACUGACAAGGGAGAAUCUCCAGUUGAAACUGCACUGCGUGAGACCAAAGAGGAAAUAGGGUUAUCACCCGAAAAAGUCGAUAUAUGGGGCAGUGGGAAUACUUUUCCGGGUAGAAAUAACAAAAUCAGUGUCACCCCUGUCAUAGGCUCUAUAAAGAAUUUGAGGGAACAAGAUCUUAACCUGAACAAAAAAGAAGUUGCUGAAACAUUUGCAGUUCCAUUACAAAGUUUCUGUGAUCCGAAUAAUCAAUUUUACACACAGUUCAAGAAUGGUUACAUACUUCCAGUGUUUGUUGUUAAUAAAUAUCAAAUUUGGGGGCUGACCGCAUAUGUAACUCAUGUGUUUUUGAGUUGUCUCCUACCAAAGGAUAUAUAUAGAAAUGAGUGGAUGAGGAAAAAGAUUUUUAUAGAUCAUCAUAUAAAUUUACAUUGAUUCGGUAUUUACAAAAAAUAAUAAUAAUAUUAAUAUAUUUAUGUAAAUAUUUAUUAAAAGUACAAAAGCUAACUAUAGUUAGUUAAACAUUGUAUACAAGUUUGUAAAAAUUUUACAACAUAUUAAUGGCAAUAUGGUAAAUAAUUAAAUAUGAAUAAUGAGAAGAAAAAAAGCGAAAAAUAAAACGCAAAUAAAAAAUUAAAAUAUUUAUCCAGGUUUAUUCCUUAACAAUUUUACAUUAUAUACUAGUGUUAAUAUUUUAUACAAUGUCCAAUAUUUUUUUAUGUAGAUGCCUCUUGUCUGUAUAUUGUGAACAAAACAAUAGCUUGUAUAGAUUAUUAAAAAAAAAAAAUUAUUCCAAAAUCAAGGCAUCAUUAUCAACAGUUCAAGUCUCAAUAAAAUGGCUUAAAUUGAAUCUAUGUAUUAAAAAUAAGUACUUAUACUACCUUCAAAAAAGGUAACCGAGGCAG
This is a messenger RNA of Danaus plexippus (monarch butterfly), 1315 nucleotides long. RefSeq names its product mitochondrial coenzyme A diphosphatase NUDT8-like. The transcript has a single exon. NCBI's taxonomy places the organism in Eukaryota, Metazoa, Arthropoda, Insecta, Lepidoptera, Nymphalidae. The record is from RefSeq and is a predicted model, not a curated record. Gene Ontology annotation, molecular function: coenzyme A diphosphatase activity. The coding region runs from base 174 to 845 and encodes 223 amino acids.